UCAGCCGCAACCUUCGCCCUUCGAAUGAGCAGCAGGCACGAAGUCACACCCUGUUGUCGCUGGGAUGACGUCGCCGGGGCCAGCGGAGGUUCGUGGGGCGUCGGAGGACCUGGUGCGGGUGCUGCUGUGGCGCUCCUUCGAACAGAAAGAGAGGUAACCAAGCAUAAAACACAUGAUUUCUGCUAACCAGGAUCAGCAGCAGAGUACGAGGAAAGAGACAAUGUCUUCCGAAACAACAAAGCAGGAAAGUCAGACAUCACCACUGAAGCAAACUAUAUGGCCGAUGUUCUAUUGUCCCACCUCAAAAACUGGCAGUGCUGGAGAAAUUGCAAGGGUCCGUGAAGAAUGCAAAAAGGAGAGUUUCUGGUACAGAGCUCUUCCUUUGUCUCUUGGGAGCAUGCUCGUCACCCAAGGGCUAGUCUCAAAAGGCAUUUUCGCAGCAAGCCCAAGAUUUGGUGCACUACCUAAGAUGGCAAUUGCUGGUGUCUUAGGUUUCGCCGCUGGAAAGAUGUCAUACAUAGGAGAAUGCCAAAAAAAGUUCCAGAAAAUUGGGGUUGUACCAUUUUGUCCACAGCAAAAAAGGCAUUGUCAUCAUACUUGCAAAGAAUGUGAAGCAAAAUUGAGAUCAAAUGAGAAAGAAGGUUCAGUUACUUCCUUGGCUUAGUCCCAGAUGUGCUGAAGAUGAUAAAAAUCUUAUGGAUCAGCUUCAUCUUUCAAGGCUUCAUUCUGUACAGAAGAAAUGAUGUCUUUGGUUUGCUGCAAAUCAGUCAUUUGAAGUAGUUGCAUAAUAUUACGUAAUUGCGCUCAUAGUAAAUACCUCUCUUUUUUAGUACACUUUUGGGUUUUUCCUUUUCUCUCUCUUCUCAGCGUGCUUUGGUUUAUUUUCCUCCCUUCAGUGCAGUUUAGCUCUUAGAGCUGAAAAAUUAAAUUCGUCUGUUGUACUUAGAUGCUGGUGAUGCUUUGUGUAGCAAGCAAAAUGGCAUAUACUGGCACCUUUUCCACGUAAAAAGGAAAUGGGCACAAGGAUAUGUAAAUGAUUUUGCAUGGUUAAGCAGAUAAUAAAAGUCUGUGAGCUGGCUCUUUGUUUAUGGAUUGUUUAAGAAUACUAACCUAGAAGUUCAUUAGGGUAGUGUCACACUGCAGUUACUGUGCUGAAGCAACUUUUAAUAGUGCAGUUUUAUAUAAAAAGUCCACUCUGUCUAGGAUAUCAAAAGCACGUGCCACAUUGAAAAUGAACAAGAAGUUGCAGUAUUUUGGAACCGUUUAUGAUCUGCACUCAAUCCAAGGCUAGAAGAUGUUGAGAAAAAGCUAGAUGGCACACGGUCUCUACAAACAGCAUGAUGCAACAACUUCCGUGAAAUAUCAACAAUGGACACUUCCCCUAAACAUAGUGAUGGUGUUCAUGUGGAAAGCAAAUGUGCAGCUACUGAAAAGUUUGGUCUUCACUGGCAGUUGAUGAAAUCUGUAUUCUGUGUGGUUUUGUUUGCUUUUAUACGUAUGCCUGUGGUUCAUACCCAUCUUUUGAAACACCUCCUUUGGCCAUCUUUACCUGGGCACAAAUUGUUUCUGUAAACAGGAUAUUUAGGAUCUAAAAGUAUAAAGUACCUAUUAAUUGGUUACCACACAUAAAAGACAGGCAGCCACCAGGCAGGAGGAGAAAGGUUGGAUUAAUGCAGCUUCUCUGCAUUUUUUUCUUUAAGAUUUUAUAGCUUA
Cuculus canorus (common cuckoo) is the source of this 1713-nucleotide messenger RNA. RefSeq names its product OCIA domain containing 2 (gene OCIAD2). NCBI's taxonomy places the organism in Eukaryota, Metazoa, Chordata, Aves, Cuculiformes, Cuculidae. The coding region runs from base 173 to 664 and encodes 163 amino acids. The transcript is spliced from 8 exons. The record is from RefSeq and is a predicted model, not a curated record. Gene Ontology annotation, cellular component: mitochondrial inner membrane.